Messenger RNA from Adineta ricciae, 285 nucleotides. The record is from the annotation of a GenBank genome assembly. NCBI's taxonomy places the organism in Eukaryota, Metazoa, Rotifera, Eurotatoria, Adinetida, Adinetidae.
AUGAUGUUCGCAACAUCGACUCAUAUUUUAUUUUCCCUAUUAAUCUUAUCGAUAAUUGUCGCACCGAUUUGGACGUUUUACCUCCAAGAACAACUUGUGACUACAUCUGAUCAGACGCAACACGAAGAUCAACAAACACAUCAUGGAAUUCGCAGUGUUCUUCUGCCGAAGAUUUGUAUAACAAUGUCGGAAAAGAGCAAUGAAUUUCACAUUUAUUCGGACACCAACGCUCGUCAAAGUCGACAUCAGUCGAAAAGAAAAUGUUAUCCCUUUGAUAUGCGUUAA